Molecule: messenger RNA, 3112 nt
Organism: Bursaphelenchus xylophilus (pine wood nematode)
Lineage: Eukaryota; Metazoa; Nematoda; Chromadorea; Rhabditida; Aphelenchoididae
Source: the annotation of a GenBank genome assembly
AUGCGGAAUCCCGGCUAUUUGUUGUUGCUCUCGCUUCUCUAUGCAAAUUUGGAGCGACUUAGCGGUUGCGCGGCGCAAUACAGACGGGAGCUCAGAUACCUCGAUUAUUAUCUGGGCAUAGCGCCGCACGAUGAGCAGAGUAAAGUGCCGGUCCAGGGUAAGGAUGAUAAAGCAUUUUUGAAGAUGGGAAAAUUCGAAAAUAAAAAUUGGUUUUUGUUAAAAAUAAUACAAAAAUUUAUUUUAGAAAAUCAAAUAAACCAUUACGUGGACAACGCUCUCAGUCUAAAUUGUGACUUCAGCAAGCCUUGCCUCUGGACCAAUGCCCCAACUGACGAUCUUCUGGACACUUCAGACUUCUAUCUGUUCAACAAAACAGACCAGAAGACCUUCCCAAUUCAGAUACGACCCGGAGAUCCUAAUCCACCAGUUGGCACUUUGUUCGCGUUCGCAGGGAACACAACUCAGAAAGCCCAAUCUGCCGUGCUCUUAAGUGCACCAAUCGCGUGCCAGAACUCAGAAGGCGUGCUCACAUUCAAGUUGGUUAUUAAUUUUAGUAAUUAUAUUGUCUACAUAUCAUCUAGAGAUUGCGUAAUCUAUUUAUCUUCUAGGUACUGGCUUUACAAUGCAGCCAAAGUGGAAGUAGUUGUACUUCGAGUGAAUCCCUGGCAUAACCAUCUUCAAGUUAUCAGUCGCCCUCAAAUUGAUUGUCAUUUCCUCAAAGGAAGUGAGAUUUGUCGAGUGGAAAUCGACCGGAUGAGUGAGCCGUUUAGGCUCGGAAUCCGGGUGUUUUCGUUACGAGACCCGAGUGUGGGGUCUUUUGGAAUGAUAAAUGAUAUCCAUUACAAGGGAAAUCUAUGUGGGGAACAUGGUGGGUUACAACAUGUUUUUUAUUAGUGUUGGACUUUAAAGUCUAUUCUGAAUGAAUCUGCAAGUAAUAACUUCCAGAUAAGCCAUCACUGUUUGGCGGUGUUCCCUUAACCCACCCCCUCACCAAGCAUCAAAUAACCACUGGAUCUGAGCUGAACUGUGCCGAGAGUAUAAACUCCUGUCUUUGGUCAACCGCCGCCCCAACUCGUAACAAUGACCUCGCCAGCGUCGAUGAGAACGCGUUGCAUUGGCAGGUCGGGUCUAACAUUCGCCGCUGGGAAGAUAUCAUUCGAUUGCCCACGCGGCCUGAGGGCGAAUUCCUUUUCCAAUAUGCAGAUCCCAUGGCCCAACUGCCAUUGCCCACGUUGAGAUCGGUUUAUAUUCCUUGCACACAAACAAGUGCAUCGUUGUCGUUUAGGUAGGUCAACCAACCAGGAUUCAUUGUGGUUUAGAUUCUGGAUGAGCCCAGGAAUCCAAGCUCAAGUCUGUACUUAUGGAAGGGACAACGUCCAGUUGAGUUGUGUUUAUCUGGAGCUGUCUGAUUCCCCGGGACCGCUGACAAUUGAUAUUGAUAGCGCUGACGGGAAUCCGUUUGCUGUAAGUUUUAGGGGUCGAGGACAUUCGGGUGAGCCCUUUCGGUUGAUCACUUAUUCGGGCUUUUGGAGAAGGUAAAUUCUCGGGUGAUGACGAAAAUGUUAUAUUGAUGGCUACUAAAUAUGACAUAAAAACAGUAAAAAUUUUAAAUUUUUUUACAAUCUUAUUCAUUUUUAGGGGUUUCGUCCAUCAGGAAUCCAAAAGUAAAAUCGGAAUUUUCAGUCUUACAUACAAUUAUAACGAAUAAUACAGAUUUCAUUUUUCCCAAAAAACGAAUAGAGUUGAAAAAAUUCAGGAUUUUUACAGUGACAUGUCACAUUUAGUAGCCAUCAGUAAAUGUUUACUUCAUCACCGAUAAUUCACCCACCCAGAAAAUCCCUUACCAGAAUAAGCGAUCACAUUCAGUUACCCAACCUUUAGAUGAUUUUUGACAAAAUUAAUCUGAAUUGCGUAACAAGCUCUAACACACCACUAUAUCAAUUUUUGCAGUUCUCCUUCGAGAUCAUCCAAUUCAGUAGAACAAGCGGCGGAGUCCUCGUCAUCGAUGAUAUCCAAUUCGCAGGCAUUCUUUGUAACGAAGAGAUUCCCACAACAACCGUAUCUCCCUUGGAUCUGGCCGUUGAAUUUGAUAUCCAGCCGUUCCCAGAAGUCGGGCCCAGCUUUUCGGACAGUUUAAAUUGUGAUUUCGAGACUGAUAGAUGUACCCAUUGGACGAAUGAAGAGACUCAGUUUAUGUAUGGAUUCAUCCCAUCCAAUGCCGCUGAGAUUAAUGCCUCUUAUCGUGGUCAGUUUAACUCCAACAAUGUCAUUCACCACAAAAGUCUCAAGGAUUUACGUUCUUUUAGGAUACGCGGCGAUCGCUCUUUUCGCAGAGCCUGGAAUGUCAGCAGAAUUAAUCUCGGAAGUAGUUUCUUGUUCUCAUGGCGGCCGAUUCAUGGUGGAGUACCAAUCCUCGGACAAUGCAACUCUCAGUGUUUGUGCCAACGAACGAUGCAUUCCCCAAAGGACAAGCGCUGGUCAAUUAGCAGUCAAUUUGACCUCAACCAGACCAUUUAGAAUAAGGCUUUUGGCCGAAUCUCAAGGCCAAUCUAUUGUUAUUGUAAAGAGAAUGAGCACGAGUGAAGACGGAUGGUGUCCAUUAGAAUCCCCAACCCAAUUGGCUUGUAAAGCAUUGAAAUGUGACUUCCGAAGUAGGUGAACACAAUCAAUAUAAUUUGUGUUCUUAGACCACCGUCUCUGCGGAUAUCGAAGUGUGAUUCUGUCGAAUGAUGACACUUCCUUUGCCUCCCACCCUUCUUCUGGUGCUUAUGUUAGAUUGGGCGUUCGUUCCAAGCGUGCAAUUCUCAGAUCCCCCAACUUUGAACUCUCAAGUCCAGUGGAACUUCGAUUUGCGGCUUCAUUAUCCACUUUUGGCUCAAGAUUAUAUGUGUGUGCGGAUGAAGAUGCUGCUGAAGAUUUGGCUUCCUGUGAAUUAGUAUUGGGGCCCAAGGUGGAAAGGAGUAAAGUCGAAAAUAUUUUGGUCCAAUUAGACCACGAGAUCCGGCAGUUUGCUUUUGUGGCAAUACACGAUAAAGCGGAGCAAUUUGGGGAUGCCGAGUUGGUGAUAAGUCAAAUUCAGAUCACGGAUUCGAAUGGAGAUCUGAUCUGUUAA